This is a messenger RNA of Closterium sp. NIES-65, 615 nucleotides long. The record is from the annotation of a GenBank genome assembly. NCBI's taxonomy places the organism in Eukaryota, Viridiplantae, Streptophyta, Zygnematophyceae, Desmidiales, Closteriaceae.
AUGGUCAUCAACAGAAUCGUCAACUUGCCGCUUUUGAGAGUUUUCUACAUCACCACUGUCUUCGAUGCCGUUCGGAGGAUUGCCUUUUUCUCUCUGCUCCUCUCCCCAUGCGCUUCCCCCCCUCCUCCUCCCAUUUACCGCCAACUCCCUUUCCCCCCCCAUGCCCGUAUUCCCCCCUGCCUCCUUUCUCCCGAUUCCCACAUCCCCCAUUCCCCCAUCUCACAUCUGCUCAGACUGGACUUGGACCUGGCAGUGGCCCUCGCCCGCCACAUGCCGCUGCAGCCUGCAGUGAACCUGGCAGUGGCCCUCGCCCGCCACAUGCGGCUGCAGACGCACGGCGUGCUCUGCAUGUCCAUGGGCUUCCUCAUGUUGCCGUUCCUCAUGCCUGCUCACGUGUGGCGCGGGCCCAUGGUGAUGGCGGCGGUGGAGAAGCUUGUAAGGGGGACGGACGGAGUGGGGGACGUGCUGGUGGUGGACGUGCCGCUUGGCACGGGCGACAUGCAGCUCAGGUUGAGCCAGCAGGCUCGGCUUUCAGAUCACCCCAGGGGGCGUGGUGUGCCACGGAUGCCAGCAGUGAAGGACUUCACAGCUACCAGGCUGAGCUGGCCUGCGUGA